GAUUCUCGGGCGGAAGUGGCCGGACCGGCGGUCCUAGGAGGCAGAGUCGGGUCCCGGAAUCUGCACAGUGGAGCCUGCCGUAGGGACGGACCCAACUCCUCCUCGUAUUGCGUCAGGUCGCCAUGAAGGACUCGCUGGUGCUGCUGGGCCGUGUCCCGGCGCACCCGGACUCGCGCUGCUGGUUCCUGGCCUGGAACCCCACGGGAACCCUGCUAGCCUCGUGCGGGGGCGACCGUAGAGUCCGCAUCUGGGGCACCGAGGGUGACAACUGGAUCUGCAAAUCUGUCCUUUCUGAAGGCCACCAGCGCACUGUGCGGAAGGUGGCCUGGUCUCCCUGCGGCAAUUACCUGGCCUCUGCCAGUUUUGAUGCCACCACUUGUAUUUGGAAGAAGAAUCAGGAUGACUUUGAGUGUGUGACCACUCUGGAAGGCCAUGAAAAUGAGGUCAAGUCAGUGGCCUGGGCCCCAUCUGGCAACCUCCUUGCUACCUGCAGCCGAGAUAAGAGUGUGUGGGUCUGGGAAGUUGACGAAGAAGAUGAGUAUGAAUGUGUCAGUGUCCUCAAUUCCCAUACGCAGGAUGUCAAGCAUGUGGUCUGGCACCCAAGCCAGGAGCUGUUAGCCUCUGCCAGCUAUGAUGACACGGUGAAGCUAUACCGGGAGGAAGAGGACGACUGGGUAUGCUGUGCCACCCUUGAGGGUCAUGAAUCCACUGUGUGGAGCUUGGCCUUUGACCCCAGUGGCCAGCGUCUGGCGUCUUGCAGUGAUGACCGUACCGUGCGCAUCUGGCGCCAGUACCUACCAGGCAAUGAGCAAGGGGUGGUGUGCAGCGGCUCUGACCCCAGCUGGAAAUGUAUCUGCACUUUGUCAGGCUUCCACUCCAGGACCAUCUACGACAUUGCUUGGUGUUCGCUGACAGGGGCCCUGGCUACAGCUUGUGGGGACGAUGCCAUCCGAGUGUUUGAGGAGGACCCCGGCUCAGAUCCGCAGCAGCCCACCUUCUCCCUGACAGCGCACUUGCCUCAGGCCCACUCCCAGGAUGUCAACUGUGUAGCCUGGAACCCCAAGGAGCGGGGGCUUCUGGCCUCCUGCAGUGAUGAUGGGGAGAUGGCCUUCUGGAAGUAUCAGCGGCUUGAAGGCCUCUGAGCCACCUUGACUUUGGACAGAAUUAUGGUUCCCCUCAAAAUGUCAUUAAGACUUUUCUAGCUCAAGAAGACCUGGAAGAGCAGCCUGGCCUUCCUUUAACUUGGCUCUCCCGUUCAGAUCUGGGUAGACAUACGGAGCCAUAGGACUACUCACUCCUUCCCAUGCUGACAUGGGCCCUUGGUGAACUGCAGAAGAACAGUACCUUGUAGUUAUGCCACGGAUUUUGCUUCCCUUCAGGACACAGUGCUAAAGUUUGCAGGGUGAAUGUACUACUUAUAAUCACCGUGUUUAUAUAUCAGAGGCAUGUAUCUCAGACCUUUCUGAAAUUGUAAGCCAUAUAGAAAUAAUCCAUCUGAGUCCCAAGUCCUA
Myotis brandtii (Brandt's bat) is the source of this 1511-nucleotide messenger RNA. RefSeq names its product cytosolic iron-sulfur assembly component 1 (gene CIAO1). Gene Ontology annotation, molecular function: protein binding. Gene Ontology annotation, cellular component: cytosolic [4Fe-4S] assembly targeting complex. The record is from RefSeq and is a predicted model, not a curated record. The transcript is spliced from 7 exons. The coding region runs from base 123 to 1142 and encodes 339 amino acids. Lineage: Eukaryota; Metazoa; Chordata; Mammalia; Chiroptera; Vespertilionidae. Gene Ontology annotation, biological process: iron-sulfur cluster assembly.